This is a messenger RNA of Suillus paluster, 264 nucleotides long. RefSeq lists its product as uncharacterized. NCBI's taxonomy places the organism in Eukaryota, Fungi, Basidiomycota, Agaricomycetes, Boletales, Suillaceae. The transcript has a single exon. The annotation marks the transcript as partial. The record is from RefSeq and is a predicted model, not a curated record.
AGCUUGGAAGAACUUGCUGUUACGUUCAUUUCUGAGACGAUAGAAAGCAUCAGGCCGACGGUACCCAAAACCGCGGCGCCCCUGAGCACACGACAGCAGUUGGUUCAGAAGCAGCUAAAGCUUGAGCAGUACAUUUCGCAAAGCAAGGAGCUUAUCGCGAGGCUCAGCCUGGCGCAGAGCAAGGAAGAGAAAGACAAAAUCGUCGGCGCGAUGCGUGAGUGGAGCAGGUACGUGAAGUUUGAACAUCAGGGACGAUAUGGUUAG